Molecule: messenger RNA, 1671 nt
Organism: Durio zibethinus
Lineage: Eukaryota; Viridiplantae; Streptophyta; Magnoliopsida; Malvales; Malvaceae
Source: RefSeq, a predicted model, not a curated record
AUGGUAAUCUUUGAGAGUACUGUUACCCUUGUUGGUAUAAUCUUAUCUAUCAAGAUAUAUGAGGAUCCUGUGAAAGAAGCUUCAUUCACAAGACUCUGCAGCACAAAGAAGAUUUUGACGGAGAAUGGACAAUUUCCAGGGCCAACUUUACAAGUUCAGUAUGGAGAAACAGUUCUUGUCAACAUUUACAACCAAGGGAAACACAACAUCACGAUUCACUGGCUUGGAGUUCAACAACCUAGGUAUCCAUGGUCAGGUCCGGCAUACAUCACACAAUGCCCGACCCAACCGGGAGGAAGAUUCAGGCAAAAGCUUAUAUUUUCCAGGGAGGAAGGGACCCUAUGGUGGCAUGCUCACAGUGACUGGUCACGGGCUAUUGUUUAUGGAGCUAUUAUCAUCCGCCCAAAGAGUGGAAAGGUACCCUUUACCAAGCCUGAAGCAGAAGUGCCCAUAAUAUUAGGUGAAUGGUGGAAAGAAGAUAUAACACAGCUUCUCCAGCGACUGUUUGAGACAGGAGGGGACCCCAAUGUCUCUGAUGCGUUUACCAUCAAUGGUCAGCCUGGUAACCUUUAUCCAUGCUCCAAAAAAGUUACGUUCAAGCUAUCCGUGGAUCAAGGCAAAACUUAUCUACUCCGCUUGAUAAAUGCUGCUAUGAAUAUCAUUCUCUUCUUCGCCAUCAAGAAACAUAAUCUCACUGUUGUGGGUAUGGAUGGUGGCUACACAAAGCCACUUAGCACUCAAUAUGUUACGAUUUCUCCUGGACAGACCAUAGAUGCCUUGUUGUAUGCCAACCAAAAACCGGACCGAUAUUACAUGGCUGCCAGGGCUUAUUCUACUGGUCUUGAUGUGCCUUUCGAUAACACCACCACCACAGCAAUAGUUCAAUACAAAGGGCAAUACAAUAACAUAACUUCAUCGUUUCCUUCCUUGCCUUCUCUUCCUUUCUAUAACGAUACAAUUUCGGCCUUUUCUUUUUUUAAGGGUCUGAAGAGCUUAGCUGGUAAAAACCACCCAAUUGAUGUCCCAUUAAACAUCAGAAAUCGAAUAAUUGUCACAAUUUCUGUUAACUCUUUACCCUGCCCACAUAAUAACUCUUGUUCGGGUCCUAAUGGAACAAGAUUUGCUGCUACCAUGAACAACAUAAGCUUCCUUGAUCCAUCAACUGCUCUACUCCAAGCUUACUAUCAGCAUGCCAAUGGGGUAUGCGGAAAUAGUUUUCCAAAUAUGCCACCAUUUAUAUUCAAUUUCACAGAAAAAUAUCCUCCGUUAAACUUAGAAACUCCGAAACGAGGAAUGGAGGUGAUGUUUUUGGACUAUAACUCCACAGUGGAAAUUGUUCUACAAGGAACCAACUUGAUGGCUGGGAUUGAUCAUCCCAUUCACCUUCAUGGUUACAACUUUUAUAUUGUUGGAUUUGGCUUCGGGAAUUUUGACAUAUACAAGGAUCCUUUAAAGUAUAACCUCAAAGAUCCCCCAUUUCGAAACACGGUGAGUGUACCUAUCAAUGGCUGGGUCACCCUCAGAUUCAAGGCAAACAACGCUGGAGUUUGGUUACUCCAUUGCCAUAUAGAGCGACACAUGACAUGGGGGAUGAAAACUGUUCUCAUUGUAAAAGACGACCGCCCCGAAGAGAGUUUACUGCCCCCACCACCGGACAUGCCACCUUGCUAA